Molecule: messenger RNA, 606 nt
Organism: Octodon degus (degu)
Lineage: Eukaryota; Metazoa; Chordata; Mammalia; Rodentia; Octodontidae
Gene: Sost
Product: sclerostin
Exons: 2
Coding region: 1-606 (201 amino acids)
Biological process (GO): negative regulation of BMP signaling pathway; ossification; negative regulation of Wnt signaling pathway
Molecular function (GO): BMP binding
Source: RefSeq, a predicted model, not a curated record
AUGCAGCUGUCUCUGGCCCUGUGUUUCCUCUGCCCGCUGCUGCACACUGCCUUGCACGUGGCCCAGGGCCAGGGCUGGCCGGCCUUCAAGAAUGAUGCUACAGAGUUCAUCCCCAGGCUCGGUGGCUACCUGGAGCCUCCUCCGGAGCCAGAGAGCAACAAGACCAUGAACCGGGCAGAGAACGGGGGGCGGCCUCCCCACCACCCCUUUGAGGCCACAGACACCUCGGAGUUCAGCUGCCGCGAGCUGCACUCCACACGCUACGUGACCGAGGGGCCAUGCCGCAGCGCCAAGCCCAUCACUGAGCUGGUGUGCUCGGGCCAGUGUGGGCCGGCACGCCUGCUGCCCAAUGCCAUCAGCCGCGGCAAGUGGUGGCGCCUGGGCGUGCCUGCCCCACGCUGCGUCCCCGAUCGCCACCGCGCCCAGCGUGUGCAGCUGCUGUGUCCUGGGGGCACCACGCAAGCCCGCAAGGUGCGCCUGGUGGCCUCAUGCAAGUGCAAGCGCCUGGGCCGUGCACACAACCAGUCGGAGCGCAAGGACUUUGCACCUGGGCCGCAGAGGGGACGCAAGCCCAGGCCGCACACUGAGCUGGACAAUGCAUACUGA